UUCUAAUCAUAUAGAAAUAUAUCAUCUACUUAUGAAUUUGCUUUUCUUCAUAGGACAGCGCACUAAAAUACAAAAGGAAUAAUUGUUACAAGUUUAUAUUCCUUUAUUUUUCAUUCACUGUAUACUAUAGGCAGGAAGAAGAGAUGGAUCCAAUCCAGAGUCAUAAUUUGUGACAUUAUUUUUGUUGACCAGUGUUUUCAUUUGUACGUCAGAAGAAAGCAAAUAAGAAAAUGAUGAAAGCAAAGACAAAGGACUGUUCACACCCUACUUUCUGUGCAAUGUGUAGUAUAUUCAGAGUUGCUGAUCCAAAUUUCAAAACCAUUUUCACGAUAGUGGACAAUUGCUCGAAGCAUUAUGAAUAUCCGAGUUACCUUCCUAAAACCAAAGUUAUAGUGGAGGGGGUUACUGUCGGGGAAUUCAAUCAAACCCGAUGUUGUGAGGGUUCUCGGUCACUUUUGUAUACCACAGAUUCCUCGUCUUCAAGUGAUUGGAGGUCAUCACCUGUUAUCAAUUUUCUGCUGAUAACACUGUCCAUUGCUUUGGUUGUCUUCCUGCUCAUUAUCACCAUCAUAUUAGUGGUCAGGUACAAAAAGCAUUCAACAUAUGAUCCUGGGAAACAAAAUGAACCAUGCAGUAUAAUCAUUGAUGAAGUCGUGGAAUAUUCAACACCAGAAGAAAAAUUUAUUGUAGGAGGAUCAUUAUUCCACAUUAAAUUAAUGUCAAAAAACACAGAGAAUGCACAAUAUAAAAGUCAUAAUCAUGAAAGAGUGGAAGAAUCACAAAGUACUGUUGAUGGUGAACAGAGCGGCACUUUGAAACACGCUUAUCUCGAUAAGGAGGAUUUCUAUUGUACACUUCAUAAAAAAGAAAAGAAAUGUAUUGAUAGACAGGAAAGUGUCUACAGCCAUUUCAGUGAAAUUGAUGAUAACAUUUACAAUACAACAUUCCACCAUGAACCAAAAAAAUGUGAACUGAAUAAUGUAUAUUCAUGUGUAUAAGUGCUCUGUUAUACGUUGUUUGACAUACUUAUAUCUUAAGGGAUUGAGAGUAACAAAAUGUAAAAAACGACAUACUAAUAUUUAUAACACAUACCAAUGCAAUACAUUUACAUUAUUUGUGAGAAUUCAUUUUAAUCAGUCGAUAGAAAUUAAUACUGAAUAUUUUUUUUAUUGUUUCUUAAUUUAAUUUUAUUUUUCAUGUGUUUUGUUUCUG
Messenger RNA from Saccostrea cuccullata (small rock oyster), 1212 nucleotides. RefSeq lists its product as uncharacterized. The record is from RefSeq and is a predicted model, not a curated record. NCBI's taxonomy places the organism in Eukaryota, Metazoa, Mollusca, Bivalvia, Ostreida, Ostreidae. Bases 231 to 998 code for a protein of 255 amino acids. The transcript is spliced from 5 exons.